This is a messenger RNA of Microthlaspi erraticum, 1392 nucleotides long. NCBI's taxonomy places the organism in Eukaryota, Viridiplantae, Streptophyta, Magnoliopsida, Brassicales, Brassicaceae. The record is from the annotation of a GenBank genome assembly.
AUGGGAAGCAUCACCGAGCCAUGGGCAAUCGCCGAGAGCGAAAACGCAAACGCGACCGCCAAGGGUUCCAGCAGGGAGCUGCGACAUGGGAGAACGGCGCACAACAUGUCGUCAUCAUCGCUAAGGAAGAAAUCAGACCUGAGACUGAUUCAAAAGGUUCCAUGCAAAACAGUCAAGAACAUUCUCUCAAAUCUCCAAGAAGUUAUUCUUGGCACUAAACUCGCUCUUUUAUUUCUCGCGAUCCCUCUUGCCAUUAUCGCCAACUCUUACCACUUGGGUCGCCCGUUGAUAUUUGGACUGAGCUUGAUAGGGCUGGCACCUCUAGCUGAACGAGUUAGCUUUUUGACAGAACAACUCGCUUUCUUCACCGGCCCAACAGUGGGCGGUUUGUUGAACGCUACUUGCGGAAACGCCACGGAGCUGAUAAUCGCGAUAUUAGCGUUGGCCAGUAACAAAGUGGCGGUGGUGAAAUACUCUCUAUUGGGUUCAAUUCUCUCAAACCUUCUCUUGGUUCUCGGCAGUUCCCUCUUCUGUGGUGGUAUCGCCAAUAUCCGCCGCCAGCAGUGGUUCGACCGGAAACAAGCGGACGUGAACUUCUUCUUGCUACUUAUGGGUCUGCUGUGUCAUUUGUUGCCAUUGUUUUUGAAAUAUGCAACGAAUGGAGAAGCAUCGACCUCUUUGAUUAACAAAAUGUCGCUUACUCUGUCCCGGGCAAGCAGUAUCGUUAUGCUUGUUGCUUACAUUGCUUACCUCGUCUUCCAACUCUGGACCCACCGCCAAUUUUUCGAGGCAACAGAGGAGGAGGAGGAGGAUGAUGCGUAUAAUGAUGAUGUGACUGUUGAAGAAACUCCGGUGAUAGGGUUUUGGAGCGGAUUUGCUUGGCUCGUUGGGAUGACGCUCUUCAUCGCAUUACUAUCGGACUUUGUUGUGGCAACGAUUGAGGAUGCAUCGGAGUCAUGGGGACUAUCAGUAAGUUUCAUAAGCAUCAUAUUGCUUCCCAUUGUUGGAAACGCUGCUGAGCACGCCGGAGCAAUCAUUUUCGCAUUCAAGAACAAGCUUGAUAUAUCUCUAGGGGUCGCGUUGGGCUCUGCAACUCAGAUUUCUUUGUUCGUGGUCCCUUUGAGUGUUAUCGUAGCAUGGAUACUGGGAAUAAAAAUGGAUCUCAACUUCAACAUCCUUGAAACAGGCUCUCUAGCCUUGGCCAUUAUCAUCACAGCCUUCACUUUACAGGAUGGAACUUCUCACUACAUGAAGGGACUGGUUCUGAUGUUGUGCUAUGUUAUCAUCGCCGCCUGUUUCUUCGUCAACCAAAUUCCCCAGAAACAACAAAAUGGCAUGGGUGUAGGAUCUCAACCCAAUAACAAUGCAGCAGGAGGAUUUAUCUCAGCUUAA